Molecule: messenger RNA, 1686 nt
Organism: Sardina pilchardus (European sardine)
Lineage: Eukaryota; Metazoa; Chordata; Actinopteri; Clupeiformes; Clupeidae
Gene: psmf1
Product: proteasome inhibitor subunit 1
Exons: 7
Coding region: 99-908 (269 amino acids)
Biological process (GO): proteasome-mediated ubiquitin-dependent protein catabolic process
Molecular function (GO): endopeptidase inhibitor activity; proteasome binding
Source: RefSeq, a predicted model, not a curated record
AUUAUUUUGCAACGUACUCAUAUCAAAAUCAUGACGACGAUUGAAAACAACACCUGAACUGUUUCGUUUUCUUGAAACUGACAUCAACGCACUGAAAUAUGGCUGGGUUAGAAGUAUUGUUCAGUUGCGUGUCUGGCGCAGUAACACGUCCUCAAGAUGUGGUUGUGUGUUUCGUGCACUGGGAAUUUGUACAAAACGGGUACAAAUGCCUUGGUACUGGAGAUGAGGCCCGUGAUGGUGACAGGAAGUCGGAGCUGCUCCCUGCAGGCUGGAACACAAGUGGGGAAUUGUACACACUGAGAUAUCGUUCAAAUGAUGACAAAUCAAACUUGUUGUUCAAAGCUAUAACUGUGGAUUCAACCUUAAUCUUCAACGUGAUGGAUUCGGCCACAGAGCAAGUAUCAGACUUGACAGUCAAUGUCAGUGAUUACAUUGAUGCAGAACAUCUGCACGAGUUUGACAGUGUGUUCAAGAACACGGAUGGUUUGGCAAAAAAGGUGAAGACCAAACUUCUUCCUGCAGUCAAGGGGGAGAGCAGUAAGAAGGCAGAGAAGAAGCGUGAUGACCCCCCAGCAUACUCACGGACAGAUGAUCCGUUAAGGAUCCCCACCAGGGCACCCUCCUCCUCCAGACAGCCCAACUGGUCAGACCCAAUGGCUCCAUUUGCUGCGGGAGGAGCCGAUCUUGACCCAUUUGGAGGGCGAUCUGGAGGGAUGAUUGUUGACCCACUGCGGCAGGGGUUUCCCCGCUCAGGGUUCGACCCUUCUGGGGGCGUCCCGGGCGUGUUGCCCCCUGGAGCUGUGCCCCCUGGAGCUCGCUUCGACCCGUUCGGCCCCGUCGGCAGAAGCAGACCUGGCCCAGACCCAGAUCACAUGCCUCCCCCAGGAUACGAUGACAUGUUCAUGUGAGGGACAGAAGCCCUCCCUUCUCUCCACAGCCUGCCGGGGACUGUGCAGCCUAAAGGCAGCCCGCUGAGAGCAGCCCUGUUCUAUGUGCUGGUGUGUGGAAUAAAAAGCUAUCUAACGAAAACCAGCCAUGGUGCUUUCCUGACACCGGGUUUGCACAUACACAGUAUACACCGAUGCAAACGUAACACUUAACGCAUCCCGUGUGCUUAUAUGUGUGGCGCAUAAUGCUGAAAGCAGUGGGAGAGGAGAGUUGGGGAACGUUGGAAGUAAGAGGGAUUUUUUCUAUCUCAUAAAAAAUAACGAUUGGGAAAUGCUUUGAACUCACGUAACAUGUUUUACUUCUAGACCAAGAUUCUGUGGGUCUUAUAGUGCGGUGGAUUCUUUUCUGGGUCCAUUAGGAUGAACAAACCUAUCUAAUCAAACGCUUAGUUUCUUCUCACAGACUUGUCAAACAUUAAGCAGACCAUAUAUUUGGUGCAAUGUCUCCUCCUGCCUUUGCUACUCAGAUCCUGAUUAUCAUCCUUCUCUGAUUGCCUUGUUGUGAUCGACUAAUUUCCAUUUUUGUGUGGUUUCUUGGUAGCAAUUUACAGUCGGGCUGCAUCUUCUUAAAUGCAUUCCAUUCAGUUAAAACUUCUCAUUGAAGUGGAGGAACUGACCAAAAUUCUUAAUUUAUUUGUCUAUGCCUAGCCCAAACUUCUACAGUUUAAUUCCAUGUGUAAAAACUGGUAACAACUCUACAUUCUGUCCUUGUUUGCAAAUAAAGGACUAAUUCAUUUCA